This is a messenger RNA of Morchella sextelata, 3195 nucleotides long. RefSeq lists its product as uncharacterized. The transcript is spliced from 2 exons. The record is from RefSeq and is a predicted model, not a curated record. Bases 1 to 3195 code for a protein of 1064 amino acids. NCBI's taxonomy places the organism in Eukaryota, Fungi, Ascomycota, Pezizomycetes, Pezizales, Morchellaceae.
AUGGCCACAACUACUCCCGUUAACGAAAACACCGACCGGACUAUUCAAGAGGUCAUACAUUCCCUGAUCAUCUCGAAGAAAAAAACACGCACCUAUUCAUCUUCCACUCCCCGACUACCCCCAAGGCUCAGACUACCCCUCCUCAAUCUCCAGUCACCCGAGAAUGAUACCAUGAUCUAUGUGCAAUCAAACUCGCACUCUCAACCACUUCGAUGUAGUUCCCAAAAGCUUCUUGCGACCGGUUCAUCGGUAUUUGAAAGGCUCCUCGGUCCAACCUACCAGUUUCGAAUUCUGCGUCGGAAAAACCUACUCAAGCUUGGCCUACCCUUAGGAAUUAAAUUUGUUGUGGACCUAUCCCCGCCUAUUGAGGGCGAAGAAGCAGUGGAUGCGGUGGAGCGCUUUUGGUGCCCGGAUGAAAUCCUGGAGUGGAAUAGCAAUCUCGACGGCAAUUUCAUCGAGGAUGACCAGUCCCCGCCGGAUUCACCACUGUUCGACGUCAACUUACCACUUUCUCUCACAGUAAAGAUGGAGAGUGAUCUUGAGGCGUUUCGUGAAGACCUCCUCAAGAAAACCAAGGGGGAAACAGCUCAGCCUGAAGAAAAUUUAAAGGUUGUAACGCAGGUGGAGAAGGAAGAGACGAAGAAGCCAGCAUAUUCGUUAUUGAGGCACACGGGCGCCAUUGAGAGGGUGCUGUAUAUCCUCCAUGGCCUCGAUCCACAGAUUUCCACCACGCCCAUGUGGUACACAGUUCACAAAGUUGCUUUGCAGAUGGAAUGUACAGCAGCAGUACAGGAUCAUAUCCUGUCGUGGCUUUACCAGAAUCAAAAUUUCAUGGAACAACACCCAGGAUACGUACUGCAGACUGCUGCAGAGAUGAAGAACGCCGGUCUAUAUCGUGAUGCAUUUGCAAUACUGGUGGGGAAGCAGUUGCAGGGUGGCAAGGUGGAGAAGGCGGGAGUGUUCAAUUUUGACGAGAGUAUACCCCCCGGAGCGGAACCGUGGGGCGAGAGUAUCAUUGCGGCGAAAAGGUCCCUACAGGGGAGGCUAGAGAGGUUGUAUAAUUAUAUCAAUAGCACGGCGUGGUUAGAUAACGCUAAGGUUAUUCCAGAGUACAACAAGAUUACCGUUAAUCUUAAAGCGAAGGGCCCAAUGCUUCGCAGAGCCACAUCGGAGUUAGAUGAAGCUAUCAGAGCCGUGAUUAAAGCACAGCUCGCAACUCUAUUCGCAUUUUCGGAAGAUCCUGGGGACCCAAAUUGGAUGAAUCCAUGGGAAAAGGCGAUGUUUGAUAUGAUGCCAGGGCCCAAGCAAAUCUUCAGCAGAAUGUAUUGGAAGCAACUAUUCAAUUUUCCAACAGAUAGGAUAGGAACUCUCCAGGUGUCAAGAGCUCUAGCUCACUGGAAUAUUACAUUACAUACGGUAGAGACAGAUUUGUUGAUUGAUGAGGACACGCAGGGGACGAACUUCGGGGCCACGAACUCUGAGGUGGAGACAGCAAUCUGCUUGCUAUCUUUGGGCCGAGAAGCGGAGGAGUCCGUAGAAGCUGAUCCUGAACGUGCAGAAACCAGAGUAAUGAGUUCAAUGCCGAACAAUCCGACAAGAACCCGGUGGCAGAAUUUCAAGAGGCGGAGCACACAAAAUACCGUCUCGUCUUCUUCUCGAACCCCGAUUUCUGGUCCCACGGAAGGCAAUGGCACAACCACGGGGUUUUCAUAUCCUUCUGCCUCGAAUAGCGUACCACCGGGACAAAACUAUCCGCAUGAGCUUUCAACCAUCGAUCUUCUCGACGGGCCACCGCCGUACACACUCCACGCCAUAGAUACGGAUAAGGUCGGCGAGAAGCGCAAAAUGAGACUAUCCGACUUGGAUGGGUCAUGUACAGAUAUGAAGGAGAUUGAGUCACACCGUAAAGAAACAGAAUUCAUUGACUCCUCCACUAUCUUCCCUGAUAUCAGGCCAGGGCGAGUUGAAGUUGAGAAUCCAAUGAGAAAGCGCCGUUGCUCUGUUGAAAGAGAUCCUGGCGAAGACGAAGACGAAAACAUCACCGAAGCCAGUUUCUUUAGGCAGGGUGAUACUGAAGCCGGUGAACCAGAAAUGUUCAACAUCUCUGGUGUCUAUUCCGAUCCCCGACUUUCCUCUUCCCCACUCCCAACACCUCUCGGCAAAGGCAAGGAAAAAGCGAUUGAGGAUGAACCAGAAAACCCUCCAUCCGAAGAGUAUGAUUUAGGGGACCAUGAGACCUUGAAUGCUGCCGACGACGAAUACCAGUUACACUAUUUUAGGGCUGCUCGCUCUGCUCCUCCCCUUUUUGACGAGCCAAUGACCCUCGACCCCACCUCCGACUCAAGUCUUGGCCAGUUUACUUCCCUAGAAUUCUCCCAUUGGCUCCCCCCAUCUCACGAAAACCUACCUUCCGAUGCUUUAACCACAAAUUGGGUUGAUCCUACACGCUCGAUAAUUGCCCGCGUUGUUAAUGAUCAUAAUUUUCAAAGAUCAUCCCAUACGACCCAUACAACGGGGGUAACUGAGACAGCUGAAGAGGGGCGGGCGCCCAGUUAUUGGAGAAUCCCAGUUUCAGCUUUAACGGUUCCUAACACGAGGCAUCAUUUACCCGACACCUGUCUUUUAUUCAGCAUAGAACAGCUGAAAAAGGAGAUUAAAGCUUAUCUAACGAAAGUGAGUUCGACGCAGCUGAAGAUCCCUAUCAGCUUUGAACCGUUCUGGGCCGGUGAUGGAUUGAUCGUGAGCCUGAGAGAAGAAGAGUGGGCUUUUUGUCCAGCCUGGGCGGGGGGGUUGGAUAUCUCUGGAGCUCCUGCGGACACAGUCGAUAAUAAUAACAUUAGAACUGAGGGCAGAAUGGUGGAACUUGAAAUCAGGGGGGGGUUGUCCUCAGGUUUACCUAAAAGGGACCAGAGCGAAGGGGAUGAGAAGGAAGAGGAAUAUGACGACUGUGCGACCGAAACUGGAAGCAUAGGAUCAUUCAGCACGUCUGGAUUCUCGAGCUUUGGUGUAAUCUCCGAGGGAGAUGGAGAGAGCGAUAAUGGAACGGUGGCUGGAGACGAUGUCCAGUUUGACGUGGAGACGGAGAGCUUAUUGGGUAGCGAUGCAGAAGUAGGAGACCAAAGUGCAACAGAGGCAGGUGAUAGUAGUGAUAGUGAUGAUGGAUUUGAGGAAGUGGUUUGGGAUGAGGGAUUUUGA